Messenger RNA from Leguminivora glycinivorella, 2075 nucleotides. Its product is annotated as parkin coregulated gene protein homolog. The record is from RefSeq and is a predicted model, not a curated record. Bases 125 to 898 code for a protein of 257 amino acids. NCBI's taxonomy places the organism in Eukaryota, Metazoa, Arthropoda, Insecta, Lepidoptera, Tortricidae. Gene Ontology annotation, molecular function: Hsp70 protein binding; Hsp90 protein binding. The transcript is spliced from 6 exons.
UUUGUAUAAACAACCUAUAGUAUUUGUUAAGUUUUUGUGUAUGCUAAGUUGUGGAUUUGGGUAAAAGUUUGUUGUUGUGGGACAAGAGAUAACUUGGUGGUGAUGGAGGGAAUGGACAGACAACAUGGUGUUGAUGCCAGUUUGUGUGCCCGAGAAUUGCGGGAAGGAUUUCCGACACUCGCUGAAGAAGCCGAGCCCUAACUACCCUUAUGGGGCCAAGACGAGGAAGCCGCGGCUGGUGCCAGCCUUCACCAUACAAGCUAUGCAGAAGAACACCCGAGUGAUCCCGCCGAAGAAAUGCGGAGUCUUCGACCCAAAGCCGAUCAAGCCGUCCAUGUUCAGGAAAUGCUACUCCAGAGGCGAGUUCCCGGUCACCAUCGAGUUCACGAGCAGUGGGAAGCGACUCAGUUGGAAGGUCCCGAUUGAAAAGCUGGACUUCCACCAUUACCUCCCAAUGUUCUUCGACGGCCUCGCAGAGGGCGACUACCCAUUCAGCUUCAUCGUGGAAAAUGGGAUCAAUGACCUAGUCUCCAAAGGCUCUUACAAGAUCCUGCCUGUGGUGCCGCAACUCAUCAUACCCAUCAAAAAUGCCCUGUCAACGAAGAGGCCGAACGUGAUAUGUCACACGCUGAAAUGUAUCCAGAUGAUCAUCACCGGCUCAGACCGGGUGGGCGAAGCGUUUGUGCCAUACUACAGGCAGAUACUGCCCAUAUUGAACCUGUUUAAGGACAAAAACUCAAAUAUGGGUUCCGGCAUCGACCACAGUUCCUCUCGCGGCGAGAACGUCGGCGACCUGAUCGAGGAAACCCUGCAGAUUCUGGAGCGUUACGGCGGCCCUGACGCCUUCAUCAACAUCAAGUACAUGAUACCUACCUAUGAGUCAUGCGUGCUCAACUAGAGGGCUGGUCGCAAAGGAACUGGGAGAUGUGGUUGUAGUAUUCUGACGGUCAGUUUAGCAUGCAUUUGUCAGGUUAAAAGAGCAGAAUUUUUAAAUUAUUUCGGUGUUGAAUAGUCAAGCACGGUCACUUUUGCCUUUAUCGACAUAAUGUAAAUACAAUGAUACCGACUUGCAUGUCGCGCGUGCUCAACUGGAGGUCUGAUUACAGCAGAUCUGGUAGGCUAGCACGGUCGCGUGAUAAGCAAUAUGACGUCAGGCUGUCCUUUUUGCACUAUUCGGUAGUGCGUUAGGGACGCACCGAUACGCUAAAGUUUAUCCAACUAGUGUGCUAUGCCCGCCGAACCUACUAAGGUUUCUUUUCGCCUUCGGAUCCAACGUCGAUGGAGCUUUUAGUAAGUAUUUAUUUUCAUCAGACUAUGAUUAACCAAACCGAGUCUCAACACAGAAAUUCGUAAUAGUCUUGCCUUGCCUAUACUCAGACACACCCAUCUUGGCAGUAUAAAAAGACAAAGUGGUUGUGCCAGAAUAAGUCUUGGUACGGGCACGUUCUGAGAGGUAAGUAGAGAAUUAGUGGGAUUUUAGACUAACAUUUCUAAAUAUUUUUCUUCAGAUCAGUUCAGCUAAAAUAGUAGAUUCACUAAGAUGCUAAAUUUACUUUCGGUAGGGAAAAAAACAACAGCAACAGGUAGCAUAGCUUGUCUAUAAAAUCCUAAUGAAAUAUUUUAGAACAUGCACGUAGUUUUCAUCCAUACAUAUUAUUAUAAUAUUGUACCUACUCUAUAACAUGUACACAUAAUAUUAUUAUUAUGUAUUUGAAGGUAAACUGAAAUGAGAAAUUAUAAUUCAUUACGUCAUAUAUGUUUUUAUGUGAAAGGAAAUGCUUUUGAUGUUGUCUUGUGCAUGCAUAAUAAAAUAUCGUGUAACAUUUGAUAAUUAUUUGAAUUUUUCGCAAUUCCUAUACUGUUAAAUUAUUCUGUGUAGUUGACAUAAGUAAUCGUUUAAUUAUUCAGUAGAUUAGUUAUAAUGAAAUGCAAGACUCAUAUAAUUAAUUAUUGUUUAAUAUGCUAAAGUAAUAUUAAUAAUGAUAAUGACUGAUUCGUUAUAUUGUUAAGUCUUGCUUUGUUAGUUUUAGUAACAGUUUUGUGCGAAUUUUGAAAGUUUUACACUGUUGCUUUAU